CGUUGCUGAUACCAUUGUUGCAAGGCUUAUUGCAUAAAAACAUGCCGCAAGCACGUUCACCUUCUGGUUCUUCAUCGAAAACUGCAACAAAUUCAGCAACAACAUCCAAUCAAAAUAGCAACAAUUUAAAAAGUAGUCUUAAAGCAAAUAAUACACAUUUUAGUAGCACUUCUAAGAGUAACAAUAAUAAUUCAUUGGGUGAUAGUGGUUUAAGUAGUGAAGUAAGUAAAAAUAGUUCCUUAGGUCUUCAGAAUAAGAACGGUUCUAGUCUGAGAGUAGCAGCACCUCAACAAAUCGAGGAUUCUGGUACUGAGAGUGGGGAAGAUUUGCGCUUAAUUGCGGCUGGGAUUAGGGAUUCUAUGCAAAUUGAGGGAAUCGAAAAUCAUAGUGAUAUGAGUUUGAUCAAAGAGGUUACGAAUGCCUUGAACAAGCUUGAGAGCUCGUUGAAGGAGGGCAAGGAUUUAGCUUUAGAUAAUAGUAAGAAGAGUACGUUACUGGCUUUGGUUGAGAGACUGCAAACAGGGCUGACAGCUCCUGACAAACUUUCAAAUGCAGUUGGAGAGCAGGACUUUCCUGAUGAAACUUCCUCGCCAGAAGCCGACAAUCACCGGUCGAACAGACAAAGGUUCGCCAAGCGAAAAAAUCGCAACAACAGACAUACCGUUGGGGUCAGUAAGGAGGAGUUAGCCGAUGCUCGGCGAUACAUGGAGGAAAUGGUGAUGAUUGAAAACUUGUCAAAUUGCACAACUCCCGAGUGUAAUGCUGCCACAACUCCUCCUGAGCUAUUUGCCAUUCAGAAGCAACACUCUACUGGAGCUAUUCUGACCAGCCAUGAGCCACAAGAAUCAUCUGCGGGACUCUUCCGUCCCAAUCAGUUUGUUCCAAAUAACCUUAAACACUCAACAGAAGCUGGUUCAGGGCAUCCAGAGGUUCAGAUGCGCCAGAAGAAAGGUACCCCAGCACCGGGCCAAAGACAAAGCACCGGUGACAUGGACACUAUCAAAGUACCAAACUCAAACAAUGGAAAACGGCCAUUGUCGGACUCUUUCGAUGCCUACACUGCCCAAAAUAAUAGAGUAACAUUUCAUGACCCCAACUCGCAAAACGACAAUUCUGUGGAAGAGAAAAACGAGUACAAUCGAUCUCACCAUUCAGAUGAUAAGCAAAACAAUCAUGGCCGAUUGUCGCCCGAUUCAAACCGGUUAAAUCGCUUCAAUAAUAAGAAGCAGCUUAUGAAACGGGCCAACACAAUCGAUAUCCCGAAAACGCACCGGUACAAUCCCGAGUUCGAUACAGACUCUGAUUUUGAAGAACGGAGCGCUCUCAAUACGAAAGGUCUCCGUGGAACCCUUCAAGUUACGGUAAAACGAAAACCACGUCAAGUGGUUCCGAAUUUCGAACCGAAAACCGAAAAUGAUCACAAAUUUCUGGCAUUCAUCCAGAAACAAAAUACAACCACUGGGGUUGGUUGGAAUAGCUCGAAAUCUGUUUCAAAUUGGACAAAUAAAUUUGGUAAUAUCAAAAAUGUAUUUGAAGCUGGGGCGAAUACUGCGAGUUCUAACAAACCUAAGGUAUCAGGGCCACCUUCUUCGUCGUCGGCGAAGAGCUUUUGGAAGAAAUCUGAGGAGCAAAAUCCUCCCAAAACCAGUACAAGUGUGUUGACUUCUGCCCUAAAGGCAAAAGAACGCAACGAAAAGAGAUCCGAGGUUAUAGUUCCAAAACCAAUUCAUCUGAAUCAGUUUAGUCACAAUCCACAAAGUGCCUUCCGUCCGGUUGAUACUUCUCCAGAAACUAUUCAGAUGCAAUUCAAGCCAAUACCAGCGGAAAAGUCGUCAAAUGAGGCCAUCAACAGCCUUUCUCCUACCAAGGCAUACAAUCCGAAUUCAGUGAGGAGGCAGGCGUUGGAAUCGCCGCAUUAUGCGCAGUCUUCGCCUACUAAGUCAUGGAUCAAAAAGAACACUGCAACAAAUUCACCAGUCUCUCUGCCCUGGACAGCCAAACCUCCUGAGAACAAUGUUCUUAAGAUCGCCGCUACGAAGUUUGAAUCACAGUCACCGGUGCAAAGACAUCAAUCCUUUAAACAGCAAGAAAAGAGACCUUCGUUGCCGAAUACCUCAUAUCCUUAUCAAUAUCAAGACUACGGCCACUCCCAGUCUAGUUAUGUGUCCAACAGUCAGCCAACAUCAUACGCAGAAUAUCCACAACAACCUAGAAUCUACCGAGAGAGCUCGCUUACCAAUCCCCAAGCUGAGCCCCUAGUUCUCACCUCCAAUGCACCAGCUUACAGUCCCCACAGUCUGCAGCCAUAUGAUUAUUAUGCAGAGGACCUGAAUCAAAAUGCCCAUCAGACUGACAUGACAGACGAUGACAUUGAUGAUAUGGAGAGCAUGACAGAGUAUCGUGUCGAGGCUAAGGUAAUGGGUAAGCCUAUGAGCCAGCAAGCAGUGACUGUGGGCAAGAGGACAAAUCAUAUGAGUGACGAUGAAGUUUUUGGAAAGAAUUCGAAAGCUGCGAAGAAUCUUUUGUCAGUUAUGAAAAAUAUCGGAAAUGGUAAGCCCGAUCGACCAGCAAAGAAACCAGAAAAGAAACAACCACCAGCGUCUUGUAUAUCUCCCAAUGGAAGUGCGUAUCAAGCUCCGAUUGUAGAGCCUCUCUUCCCAGAAGUGACAAAGUUCGAAGCCAAUAGAGAUCCAGAAUAUAUUGGUAAACAAAAGAAUAAACAACAAGCUGGGAGCUACCAUCAGAAUCCAGUUUAUGUUCCACUUGAAGACUACCAACACAACGAACCGCCUGUUGCCCCACCUCGUGGUCGAAAAGUUUCCCAAGAAACAAAGAAAGGUUCAGCAUAUGUCCCGAAAGAACGAUCAAAUGUUUACCAAUCACCAAGACGCGAUGCUCCAAGUUCCCUUCCAAUUCAAGCUGGUCCUACCAGUCCUCCCCGUUAUAUGUAUAGCUCUCCAAUUGAAUCUCCAGUAUCUAGCUCAACAACAUCUCAGAUUCUAAGCGAUGGUAUGUAUAUGCAAAAUGUUCCAGCUUUUAGGAAACCUUAUUCAGAGCCGAACACUCCCAGCGAUUAUUCCACCUCAAAUGAUCAAUAUUUCAAUCAAUAUGGCCACAUUCAAAAGAGUUACCCAGCUCCACAGCCACCUGUGAUUUUGCCUCAAAUUCCUCUUGAGACCAGCUACACUAAGGUUUACGAUCAACCUAGGGACGUAUCAUCUUUCUAUCAGCCUCCUCUAGAAAAUCCAAAUUCAAGUGCAUAUGUUCAGAGUUCUCCCAAAGUCCAACAGAGCUCCCAACCAUCAAAGUAUAUUCCACCAGAAUAUCAACAAAAGCCUGAGAUCCCUCAACAAUAUUAUCAGCCUUCUCCGAAGGUCCAACAAAGUCCAAUGCCACAGGAAUAUGCUUCACAACAAGCUUAUCAGCCCAGAUCUGAAAUUCCUCCAGAUUACUAUAGCUCCCCUAAGGUUCAGCAGAACCCACAGCAAUUUAUACCCCAACAGGUUUAUCAACCCAGAGCUGAAGCUCCUCAGGAAUACUAUCAAGCUCCAAGAACUCAGCAAAUUCCACAACCACAGGUCCCGGCUCAAUAUUACCAAGCACCGAAAGCUCAACCCAGCCCCGUACCGCAGUUGAUAGCGCCACAAUAUACUGAUACUCCGGUACAGUACGAACACUCACCAAGGGUUCCACAGAGCUCAAGGCCUGAUGUUCCACAAUCCUACUACCAAUCUCCGAAAACACAACAGAGUCCACAGCACUCCAGUUCGGAAAUUCCUCUGCAAUAUUCUCAGUCUCCGAGAACACCUCAAUCGCAGUCUUCGGUAACACAACAAGGGUUUAAAUAUCCACAACCUCCACAAUCUCAAACUUACCAGCCAUCUAAAACUCAACAAAGCCCACAACCAAUUUAUCAGCCAAAAGCCCCCAUGAUUCAAGCAAAGCCUCAAGUCCCUCCGAAAAAUGAAUCUGUCAUGCAGUCAUCCAAGUUUCAACACUCUAGUUCAACCUACCAGCAGCAAAGCAUCCAAAAUGUGGUGAUGCCCAAAAGACCUGCUGAGCAGCAAGCCCCAAACGCUGCUGUCUUGUGUAAACAGGCUUCUCUUGAGGGUCGCAAUCGAGUACAAUCGCAAUCUCAAAAGUAUGAACAAGUUGAGGAAACUCGUCGCAAAAGCCUCGGAAAUGUCUUGGAAGUGACACGAAUUGAGCGUGAAGCCCGGGAGCAAAAAGCAGCUGCUAUCAAGCAAGAUAUGUACUCCGUCCAACAAGAUGUUUAUUCUCAACAAAAAUCGAUCAGCAAAAAGACUGAAGUUCAUCAACAAGAGACGAAAGUUAUGUACAAGUCAUCGGCCCCGGACGAUACACCUGAUAUUGUAAAAUCCUCCCUCAAAAAGGACGAUAUUCCUAUUCUGAAGAAAUUCGGUCCACCUCAGCGUCAUUGCUAUAUGCCAAAUGCCUAUCAAAAUCCAUUGAUGAAAAGUGAAACAUCCGCUGUUUUGAACAACGCUCCAAAGACAGUCUCUCGCAAGUUUUCCGACCCUGCUGUCAGCAGAGGUCCCUUGAUCGUUGAAAUCCCUUCAACCCCACAACCAGACAGCCAAGAUGAAAUACCUCGGAACAUAGUUUUCAAUAAAAUAAGCGCUUUCACAAGCAUGUCGCGUAAGCAGACUGAAGCCUCUACGGAAUACACCAGCCAACAGAACCGUCCCAACAAGUUAAGUAAAUGUGACUCAUGGCAUCAAAUUUGCCAGCUUCAAAACGUCCCUAAGCCACCAUCGCCUAGAUUCAACCAGCAUGGAAAUGCUGCAAUUCGCCGUUCCAAAUCAAAUCAUACUUUGGCCCUUCCGAAACUGUAUGAAGCCAGCUACGAUCGAGCUGAGAUAUCCGAGAAACAAAGGACUGUUGCUGCGUAUUUUACGGGACAGAAAUCCCCUAACAGCUUGUCAAGAAACUCAUCUCAGACAAACCUUGCCGAUGAAUGUAAUUAUGUUUCUGUCAAGAAAUCAUCUAUAAACCGCAUCAAAACCAGCGAGAAAGCCUCUAUAAGUCGACAAGAUCCAAGCUCUGGACUGUCGAGAAGUCACACAAUGCCACAAAUAGCAAAUGUUAACUUGCUCGAUGAGAGCAAUGUCGAAGACGCAUUCGAACAAUUAAUGAAUGGUUCAUAAAUUGUGGCAACAUUUUAUUUCAAAUAAAUAUGUAGAUGGCGCCAAUGUCGCCUAAUUUGUCGUAGAAUUAAUCUAAAAAUACGUCCAUUCCAAAAAUUUAUUUAAAUAAACGAAAAAAUCUA
Messenger RNA from Eupeodes corollae, 5290 nucleotides. Its product is annotated as titin-like. The record is from RefSeq and is a predicted model, not a curated record. The coding region runs from base 42 to 5168 and encodes 1708 amino acids. NCBI's taxonomy places the organism in Eukaryota, Metazoa, Arthropoda, Insecta, Diptera, Syrphidae. The transcript has a single exon.